Molecule: messenger RNA, 5032 nt
Organism: Diaporthe batatas
Lineage: Eukaryota; Fungi; Ascomycota; Sordariomycetes; Diaporthales; Diaporthaceae
Exons: 2
Coding region: 763-4557 (1264 amino acids)
Molecular function (GO): protein binding
Source: RefSeq, a predicted model, not a curated record
CUGGGGUUGAUCUGUGACCCCGACCCACUGAGGCUGAACAUCCACCCCAGACUGAAGGGAGCCACCAAGAGUGGGGCGCUAGACCGGGUAGUCACUUCCAAGGUUCCCAGGUUGUUUACUGGACCACCGCAUCGCACCGCUCGCCGGCCAGCCAGCCAGUCUCUCAAUCUGAAUCUGUCGUGAGUCGUACAACACACGCCCACGACCACGCCCACACACCCACACCCACCCACACCCUCGCCCACCCUUUCUCUCACCCCUCCCUCCGGGACCCAUGAUAUUCAAUCUGCCACCCUCGUCCUUGAUCCUGCCGCACCACCCGCCGUCUGCGAGCAUCGCACAGGCGCAAGGUCGGCCAUAGCUCCCAACAGUCCGUCCGCCUCACCACACACACACAACACCGGCGGCCACACCGCAACAUGCCCAUGAGUCCAUGAUAGCUAUAUCUCUAUUAUUCUGCUGAGCAGCCCACUGGCAUUUGACCAAAUACUCUUUUGCAAAACACGCCUGGCCGUUCGCUUUGCAGGCCAUACACUCGCUCAACAACAACUCAGCUUAACUCAACCCAACCACACAGCGCAGCAGCGCAGCAGCGCAGCAGCGCGUAUUGUACGCACCAGCACCAGCACCAGCACCGAACCGGGACCCAGACCAAGACCUGCGACCUCGACCUCGAUCCGUCUCCAACCCGCGAACUAAGAUGCUGCUGAGUCGGUUGAGUUCCUGUCACUAAACAGCUCGCUUCAUUGCCCCACCGUCGAAAUGGCGACUGCGCCUCCGGGCCUACCUCAGCGGUUUCCUUGCUGGUGCAGGGCGGUGUAUUCUUACGGAGGAGAGUCAAAACGAGAUCUUGGUUUCAUAGAGGGCGACCUGAUCGAAUGUCUCAAUGCCGGCGACGGAUCGUGGUGGACGGGCAGACUGCGCCGAGACAGGAGAAUGGUCGGCCUCUUCCCGUCAAACUUCGUCGAGGUUCUCCCAGAUGACUUCAGACCUGUCAGCAGGUCGACAAGCCCCAUGCCCGUGCCCCAGAGCACUCCAAGUCCCAAGAACACCCCGCAGAAACAAAAGACCUUCCGAAAACCAUUCGAGGCAUAUUCCAAAGCGCCACACUAUACCGCCGCAAAGCAGCCCGAGACCUACAGACAGAGCCCCGUGAGGCCAUCGCAGGACCUCUCCUCGGCACCACCGCCAGCAAGAUCACCAUUCAGGCAGUCCAAUCGCAGUGUGCAGUCAGACAUAGACAGGAUACAGACACCGCCUCGAAUCCGUGGCUAUGGGUCUAGGCAGCCCUCACCAGCCCUCCUCGGACCUGCAUUCGCGCCUGCACCCUCGCCUGUGCCUUCGUUCAAUGGGCGUUUCCAACAACCACAGUUCACUAACCCCUUUGACGGCCAGGAUGAUGCCCCACCCCCGCCGCCUCCUCAUCGACAUGUCGGUGUCCAAAAGCACGGUCCCAGCCUUUCAUAUGACAGCCAUAUACAGCCAAGGCUUUCGGGAGAAGUUAGCAGGCAUGGCUCAACCCUCUCGUACGACGCAAGGAUACCAGCCGAGCUCAGAAGACAUGGCUCCCGCGCCUCAUAUGACAGCCGAAUGCAGCCCGAACUGAAUCGGCAUGGUUCUCACGCGUCUUACGAUGACCGCGCCCAUCAAGAUAUCAGCAGGCAUAGUUCGCUUGCUUCUUAUGACGACCGGGUCGGGUUUGAGCGGCGUGGGUCACAUCUCUCGAUGCACCAGCCAGCCCCGAUGCAGCAGCCAAUGUCAGGUUAUCAUACGCCCCGGGCGGCUUCUCCUUGCCCCCCCUCUCCUGGAGGAUCCGGCGUUAACAUGACCCCUUCCCCACUCAGAGAGGCCAUGGACGGCGUGAUGGAGCAACUGGACGCCCUUGGAACGCACGAGGCGGAGUCGCCCGAGGAACCAGCAUUCGACCCGUGGUCCCCCGAGUCCUUCGACAUGGUCAACCAGCAGUCACGACGGAAGCGGAGGGAGGCCACAAGACCCCAGACCUCCAUCGGCAUGGCCUUACAUCCCGAUUCCGGCUAUGGUACUGGAAGCGGCGGUUCCUCCCGGGAGCCCACCUAUCAUGGCGGUUACCACCAAGAUGGACACCUGCCCCAGCUGAGCAGCUACGUGGAGCGGAUGGACGCACAGCUGCGCAACAUGCACGCACGCAACCCGGAGACGGCCGAUGAAGCUGAUUUAGAGCCUCCUCCCCCACCUCCUAAGAGCCGGUUGGUCGAGAGACCCAAAUCUUCCAUGGACACUCGUGCUGACGGCCCGGAACGCAAGCUACGACACAAGAGAUCAGCCAAGGAGGUCGGCAAGAUGAUCGGCCGGACAUUUACCACCAAGACGAACUCGUCCUCAAGCACCCGCGCAACCGAUAGCAGUACAGGCACACAGAGCACUAACAGGAGUCUGAUGAGCGGGAUCUCGGCUGGCGGUAUCAGUGCUACCAGCGCUGGCAGUCUGGCGCGCAAGACUAGGGGUCGCGCCCAGAGUGCGUUAGGAAUGCAUGACCUGGGACUGGACCGACCAGAAACCCCAUUCAGUGGGGUCACUUACCACAGUAGCCAUGCCUCCGAUGCUCAACGACCGAAAUCCCAAGCGGCCUUCCUGGACGAUCCGAUGGGCAAUGUCGGCGGCCUUGCUCCUCCAACCCCAAAGAAGAAGAACUUCCUGAAGAAGCUCAUGGACUCGGCCAAGACGGGGGUGGCAAGCGGGCGGUCCAGUAUCAUGACAGGCGGUAGCAGCGCCGGCUCUUUACAAUCGUCGCCAAUGCCCCCAACAAUGGCAGCAUCAUCAGCGGGGAUCUCCUCGGUUGGCUUUUCUAGCCCCGCCGUCGCCAAGGAUGCUUCCCGUGACAUGGGACUGGCUUCUGGUACGGACUGGGUCCAGGUCCGGCGGGAUGUCAACCGAUCAAAUACUCUGAGCCGAAAUGAAAGAAACGAGCGCAAAGAUAGGUGCAUGAUGCUUGACUUCCCGGCUCUCGACCCAGUGGACGAGCUGUACGGAAGUAUAGAGGGUGAUGAAGAUGCGGAUGGUCUACCUGUCCAGAGACCCAUGGACUACUCGAGCAUUAACUUCACGAACGUGGACAAGAACUCGCGUUUCAUUAAGAGCCUGCCACCCAUGACAACUGCGAUCACGCUGUCUACGACCUAUGUCUGCAGACCAUACAGAAGCGACGUGCAGCGAUUACGAGCCAUCUUCACCUGGGUUGCCGAAUUAGUUACCUGGGAGGAGGACUAUGAGGGGGAUGUUGACACACGUCGGGUCAUUCAGACAAAGCGGGGGUGUGCAGAAGAAUACGCGGUCCUAGUGAUGGAGAUGUGCGGUGCUGUUGGCCUGCACUGUGAGGUAGUGCGCGGUUACCUCAAGACGCCUGGCGAGAUUCCAGAGACCAACAUGCUACCCCGUCCGAACCACUGGUGGAACGCUGUGCUGCUCGAUGGACACUGGCGCAUCAUGGACUGCUGCCUCGCGAGCCCUUCCAACCCGAAACGUGCUCUCUUCUCCAGCGUUGGUAGUGGCUCUGCCGACUUUUGGUACUUUCUGGCCCGGCCGUCGGAGAUAUGCUGGACCCAUAUGCCCGAACAUCACGAGCAGCAGCACGUCUGUCCUCCCGUGGCCAAUGAGGUUCUGCUCAAUCUGCCGUGCGCCUGCCCGCCGUACUUUACCAACAGCUUGCAGAUGUUCGACUACAACACGUCCCUCACCCGUAUCGAGGACCUGGAAAUGGUGCACAUCAAGUUCAACGUUCCCGCCGAUGUUGAGGUUGCUGCGGAGGUCGAGGUCCGCGCCCUUAGUAGGGACGAGGAUGGAGACUUCUUCGAAAGCGGUGACUUGGUCAAGAAGCGUGCCCUGGCUCAGUGCGAAUGGUUCAGCGGCUCGAAGCGCUACACCGUCAAGGCUCUGCUACCUGGCGACGAGGGCCAUGGAACUCUCAAGAUCUACGCGGGCAAGCGUGGUCUGAUGCAUAGCAUCAAAGACAUUCCGCACCCCAUGGCAUUUGCAAUCCCCAUCAUCCACACCGGCGAGAACCCAGCCUAUGAGUUUGUGCUGCGACAUCCCACACCUCACGCACAGCGACACGAUAUCUACGUUGUCCAGCCCCAGUGUCAGCGCCUCGCGCUUAAUAACACCUUUGUGUUUGCCAUCCGGCAGCACCCCAGCUCGGCACCCGACACCCCGUCCUCCAACCUGGGCGGUGCUAGCCCCAUCCCAUUCGUGCGGCCGGGUUCAGCCAUGAGCAUCAGCGCGACGUCGAACCCGAGCAGUUACAGCGGCAGCGGGUCGGGCAGCAGCAAGCCGGCGAAACUGGCGAUCCAGACGCCCGGCGGCAAGAUCCUGCGGCUUAUGAGGAAGGAGGAGCGCCGCCACGGCGGCGCCGGCAUGGGAUCCUCGGCACGCGGCCUGACCAGCGAGGAGGAGGUCGGCGACGGGGGUACGUGGGAGACUAUCAUCAAGUGUUCUGAGCGCGGCGUCUGGAGGGGUCUCGUCCUUGCAGACCGGAUUGCGAAAUGGUGCGUCUUUGCGGAGUGGCAUUGCGUUGGAUGAUCUCGGUAAUGAACUUGUGGGCGAAUUUUCCACCCCAUCUUGCUUGGUGUUUGGGAGGCAAGGAGUUUCAAAAACUCAUAAUAUCUGGUAUCUCUGUGGACUCGCACUCAAUCGGCAUGUCUCAAACGGAGUCUCUGGCUGGUACUAUUUUCGGCUUGCAUGUCAAAACGGCGUUUGUUCUUGUCGACAUCAUCAAUCUUUGGAACAUGGAGACGAGGCCUGGAUGGUCUUGGUCAUCGGAGAAGAGAGAGAAGCGCGCUUGGUCGCGUGUGUACGUGAAAGGAAAGGGAAGGAGUUCCAAGGAUAUUCUGAUGCUGGAAUUUGUGGUCCAUCGGCCAGCCUGGUAUAAGCGAAGUUUUGGCGUCUUUUUUUUUCAAUAGGCCUCGAAAAAAAGGCAGCCUCUGGAAAACCAAGUGUACGAGAUAGCGCCCGUUCUGUAUGAGUAUGGAUAAUGGCACAGUAUCUGUUAAAACCA